Messenger RNA from Protopolystoma xenopodis, 789 nucleotides. The record is from the annotation of a GenBank genome assembly. Lineage: Eukaryota; Metazoa; Platyhelminthes; Monogenea; Polystomatidea; Polystomatidae.
AUGGAGGAGAGGGAGUCACUGAAGGACUCACUUCGGACGACGCACACCAACAGCGGUCAUCGUGUUUGGGCACAACACGCAAGCCGUCCCCGGCUCAUCUGGCAACCAUAGCUCGCCUGGCCACUUUCCGCGGACAACCUUGAAGAUGAACUUGUGGAUUAUGCCUUGAAGACGAAAGCGCCAACAAGUCUUGUAUUCAAUUUGUCCAUUGCGUCGCUCCUCUCUCUCUCUCUGUUGCUGCGGCCGCCAACCCCUCCUCCCAUCCGUCCGGGAUUGCAGCCCCGUUACAAUUACCAGUACCAAGAAGAAGAAGACUACUCCCACCUGUUGCGACUUGUCUUCCCGCCUGGACGAGGACACCUCACUCUUGUGAUGCUCUGGCAACAAUUUAAUUUCCAAUCCUGUUACCGUGAUCUCCCAGUCCGGCGCACACGUCGGCAUUCCAUCCACCCACUCACCCGCUGGCCCGAUAGGCCGGGUUGUAAUUGUAGCCCCGACACGAUCGUCUCCAUUACAGCCCGCACUUGUGGCUCCGAUCCGGCCCACUAUUGUCUCCUUUCCCUCAGAGCUGUACCUCAUCAAAUCGUCGUCGUCAUCGUCGUCGUCGUUGUCGUCGUCUUCCCUCUCACGGGUCUGGUUGACCGAGUUGACCGGCUAUCGGCAUGGAUUCCACCUUCGCCUGGUGCUAUGGCCAAGUCUUUUGGUGGUAUCAUGCCCAAAAUAAAGGGGUUCGACGAUAUCGCAAGGAAGAGGGAGCAGGGGGUAGAAGCAGAUGGCCCACAAAUCUGA